AUGGUGAAAAGUGGAUCUAGCGCUGCUUACCAAAAAGUUCAAGAGGUGAAGAGGAAGGCUCACGCCCGACCUGAUGCUGCGAAGGUCGGAGCUUUUGGCAUUCCUUCUCUUCGAGAUUCGGGUUUGGAGACCUCCUCCUCUCACCAUAUUCUGAAGCAACCGGAGCUAAAUCGAGAGGCCUAUCAGGACUUUGAGGAUUCUAUAGUGGAGAGUUCGGAGGAGGCUUUUAGGGUGUUCAAGGAACAAGUCAGAGUUAUCGCUCUCGGCUUGGACCUUUCCCCUCCCCAUCUCGAAAAAAUUGUUAUUGAUGGGGCCGUUGUCUCUCCUCCUCGUCCUGAAACAGAUUUUGAGCUGAAGACUUGUGGGCAGCGUAUUGUUGAGUCUCCUCCCCGUGAAGUGGAGCAACAGGAGGGAUUCUUGCCGAUUUCUUCUGAGGCUUUAAGGAUGUUGGAGUGCGAUCAUUUACACCCGCCGGAUCCAUAUAACCAAAUUGUUGAGGCACAGUUACGCGAGACUGGAUUUUAUUAUGUAUCCCAAAUUGGAGUUAUUAAAGGCCAGUCAGCAAUGAUUAAUGUUCUGAUUGAGAGAUGGCGGCCCGAGACUCAUACAUUCCAUUUUCCGGUUGGUGAGUGUGCCGUGACCUUGGAGGAUGUGGCGGUAAUUCUCGGUCUGCCAACAAAUGGUCUUCCGGUUACAGGUCCGACCAUGAAUAGCUUUGAGGCAUUGGAAGCCGAGUGCUUGCACCACUUUGGAGUUGCACCCAGCAAAAAUGAAUGUAGAGGGAGCUUUAUAAAGUUAACGUGGUUUAGGGGUGUGAGAGAUCGUAUAGUGUUGAAUGAUGAUGUUAGCAUGCAGAUGUAUGUAAAGUGUCACAUAAUGUUGUUAUUUGGGAAAGUUCUAUUUGCAGAUAAGUCGGGUGCAGGGGUGCACUGGAAAUUUUUACCGUUGCUCCGCAACUUUGGCCAGAUCAUACAGUUUAGUUGGGGUUCGGCAUGCCUGGCACACUUGUAUAGAUCAUUGUGCAGGGCAACUCGUGUCGACUGCAAGGAGAUGGACGGUCCACUGACACUGUUGGUAAGUUGGGCUUGGAUCCGGCUACCAUUUCUAGCGCCGAUUCCUGGCAAUCCCCGAGUGUUUCUAAUUGCAAACAGGUGGCAUAACUGGGACCGUCAAAACUAUGCCUACCGAUAUAAAACGCUUGCCCAAUACAGGAGGUUGUUGGAUGAUCUAGAAGAAGGACAGUUUCUUUGGCAGGCUUAUGGCAUUGGAUACAUCGACCCAGACGUAAUUCCCUUAGCCAUCCAUCAUAAUUCGGUGGUGUGGAGUGCCACAGUGCCACUUAUAUCUUUUGAAUGCAUCGAGUGGCAUGCUACUGAUAGAGUCAGGAGGCAAUCUGGAUUGACACAGGGUGUUCCUAGUGAAGUGCAGGAUCUAGGUGCAUCACAUGGGGAAGUUCUAACUGGGCCUAAGAAUCAAGACUGGGCCAAUACCCACUCGCGUUGGGUGAUGCAAUGGACCAAUCGAUAUAGUCACAUUCUAUCUGAAGACUUUGAGCAUUUACAUUAUCCGUUAGAAAUUUACAUACAUUGGUACCGAGAGGCAUAUGGUGACCACUUGCAAUUGUCAAACCUUGUUUUUGAAGAGAAUCCAGAAGGUCCUCCACCACCACCACCACCACCGGCACCAGAACCGGAACCGGAACCGGUGGCCGUACCUCCACCACCACCGCCACCGGAACCGCCACAUCAGGGGGUUGAGUAUUUUGCACCAUAUGUUCCUUACACGCAUCCGUCUGAUUAUUACUCAGCGUCAGUCCCGUCACACCAUCAGUUUUGGGGUGGUCCACAUUCUGAGUAUGGAGAGCAACCUUCAUUCAGUCAGCUACUUGGUUUGAUGGCAUCGGGGUCGCACCAGUCACAUUCAGAAUGUCUGUUGACUCGAGCAGAAGUAAUGAAGCGGCGGGAGGGAUCAUACAAAGUGGAAAUCCUAGACGUAUUCCGAUGA
Molecule: messenger RNA, 2004 nt
Organism: Arachis duranensis
Lineage: Eukaryota; Viridiplantae; Streptophyta; Magnoliopsida; Fabales; Fabaceae
Product: serine/threonine-protein phosphatase 7 long form homolog
Exons: 6
Coding region: 1-2004 (667 amino acids)
Biological process (GO): meristem development; meristem maintenance
Source: RefSeq, a predicted model, not a curated record